AGUUUCUUUUAUUUUGAAGCUCCGUUGACCGGAAAUGAGGCUCAUCACGUUCAACUUGUUCUGGAUGAUCCGACCUGGAUUCAGCCAUAUUCCCACUGAUCAGCCACACCGGCAGGCGCCUCAAACUGACCAAAAACCGCCUGUAGACCCCCGGUACACCGCGGCCCGAUUCUGACGGACGCCCCGAGUCCAGUCGGUUCAGGUUCGGAACUCCUGGCUGCAUUCCUGGACUGAUAGACCGACCGGGGGACAUGGAGCUGCGGCGGUCAGCCUGAGAGUCGACGCUCUUACCGACGUCCCGAUUUCUGAGCGGAAAGUCCAGAUUUACCGGAUUAAAGCCGAUGUGCAGGGCGGACAGCCGCGGGCCUGGUGGCUGUUCGGCUCACGACGCGACGGGCCGGCUGUAACGGAGCGCAAGGCGGCCAGAACUCUGCGACAUCCCGGCGGCUCAAAAUGUCGGGAAUGUUUUCCCGGAGCUAACGGGCUAGCUGCUGCUAGCAGCCUCGGCAGGAAGCGGAGCCUCGGCGGCGGCGCAGACUCGGUGAGCGGGGCAGGCGGCGGCGGGAGUCGGAUCGGGGGAGCGGAGCGUCCCAGCCGGGUAGGAUGUCGGCUCAGGAGCGGCUGCGGCGGCUGGAGGAGCUGCUGCUGGAGCAGAAGGAGGCGGGAUGCCUGAGCGUGGAGGCGCUGCUGGACCUGCUGCUCUGCCUCUACACCGAGUGCUCCAACUCCCCGCUGAAGAGGGAGAAGCACAUCACCGAGUUCCUGAACUGGGUGAAGCCGUUCACCAGCCGAGUGAAGGACAUGCGGCUGAAGAGAGACGACUUCGAGAUGCUGAAGGUGAUCGGAAGAGGAGCCUUUGGGGAGGUUGCCGUGGUGAAGAUGAAGAACACGGAGCGCGUGUACGCCAUGAAGAUCCUGAACAAGUGGGAGAUGCUGAAGAGAGCCGAGACGGCGUGUUUCCGGGAGGAACGGGACGUCCUGGUGAAAGGGGACAGUCAGUGGAUCACCACUCUGCACUACGCCUUCCAGGAUGACAACUUCCUGUACCUGGUGAUGGACUACUACGUGGGCGGAGACCUGCUGACGCUGCUCAGUAAGUUUGAGGACCGUCUCCCUGAAGACAUGGCCAGGUUCUACGUGGCAGAGAUGGUUCUGGCCAUCCACUCCAUCCACCAGCAGCAGUACAUCCACAGAGACAUCAAACCGGACAACGUUCUGCUGGACGUCAACGGUCACAUCCGGCUGGCCGACUUCGGCUCGUGUCUGCGGAUGAUGGAGGACGGAACGGUAAGCUGCUUCCUAUCAGAUUACUCUGGCUGGAGUCUUGCUGCCGUUUCCAGGUUACGUUUCAUCUCCAGACUCCUGUCCUACUUCCUGUCCUCUAAAUGGGAGCGUGUCCCUCAGUGGACGGACGCCUCUCACUCUCUCUCUCUUUGCUCGUCCCCCGGUCCUGACUUCCUGUCUGGUUUCCAGGAGCGUUUCCAGUUCCCCUCCCAUGUGACCGACGUCUCUGAAGACGCCAAGGAUCUGAUCCAGCGGCUGCUCUGCUCCCGGGAACGCCGCCUGGGCCUCAACGGCAUCUCGGACUUCAAGGGCCACGCCUUCUUCAGCGGCAUCGACUGGGACAACAUCCGCUCCGCCGAGGCGCCGUACAUCCCCGACGUCUCCUCGCCCACCGACACCUCCAACUUCGACGUGGACGACGACGUCCUGAAGAACCCGGACAUCGGACCGCCAGUGUCUCACACCGGCUUCACCGGCCAGCACCUCCCCUUCGUCGGCUUCACCUUCACCACCGACAGCUGCUUCUCGGACCGCAGCGCGGCCGGCCGGGCGGCGCCGGGGGUCCGAACGGAGCCGGACGGCGGCGGCGGCUCGGAGGUGGAGGCGUUUGAGAAGAGGAUCCGCCGCCUGGAGCAGGAGAAGCUGGAGCUCAACCGCAAACUGCAAGAGUCCACCCAGGCCCUCCAGGCUCCGGCGAGGGGAGGAACUCUGGCCCGGGACAAAGAGAUCAAGAAGCUGAACGAGGAAAUCGACCGGCUCAAGAAGAAGCUGGCAGACUCUGACAGGCUGGAGCACCAGCUGGAGGAGGCCGUCACGCUCAGGCAGGACUUCGAGAGCUCCGCCUCCAAGAUGAAGAACCUGGAGAAGCAGGUGAAGUCGCUGAGGCAGGAGAAGGACGACAUCCACAAGCAGCUGGCCGACUCCCUGGAGCGUCUGCGCAGCCAGACCAAGGAGCUGAAGGAGGCGCACUCCCAGAGGAAGCUGGCCCUGCAGGAGUUCUCGGAGCUGUCGGAGCGGAUGGCCGAGCUGCGCUCCUCCAAGCAGCGCCUGUCCCGCCAGCUGAGGGACAAGGAGGAGGAGAUGGACGCGCUCAUGCAGAAGAUGGACGCCCUGAGACAGGAGAUCCGCAAGACGGAGAAGAACCGCAAGGAGCUGGAGGCUCAGCUGGACGAGGCGAAGGCUGAGGCGUCGAAGGAGAGGAAGCUGAGGGAGAACAGCGAAGUUUACUCCAAACAGCUGGAGACGGAGCUGCAGAGCCUGAAGUCCCAACAGGGCCGAGGAGCCGUGGGUGGCGGCGGCGCGGAGUCCCAGCAGGAACUGUCCCGGCUGAAGGCGGAGCUGGAUAAGAAGGUUCUGUUCUACGAGGAGGAGCUGCUCCGGAAGGACUCGGCCCAUUCCGGAGAGAUCAAAACGCUCCGCAAGGGCCUGCAGGAGUCAGAGGGGGCGCUGCUCGCCGCCAACAAGGAGCUGCUGCAGCUCAGGGACAAGCUGGACAAAGCCAACAGGGACAGGCAGAACGAGAUGGACGACGUCGUCGCUGAGCUGAAGGAGAAAUAUGAGCGAGAGAAGAACAGGCUGACUGAAGAGAACCGCAAGCUAACGACCGAGACGGACAAGCUGUGUUCGUUCGUGGACAACCUGACGGCUCAGAACCGGCAGCUGGAGGACGACCUGCAGGACCUGUCCUCCAAGAAGGAGAGCGUGGCGCACUGGGAGGCUCAGAUCGCAGAGAUCAUCCAGUGGGUCAGCGAUGAGAAGGACGCGCGCGGCUACCUGCAGGCUCUGGCCACCAAGAUGACGGAGGAACUGGAGACGCUGCGCAGCUCCAGCCUGGGGACCCGACCUCUGGACCCGCUGUGGAAGGUCCGCCGCAGCCAGAAGCUGGACAUGUCGGCCCGCCUGGAGCUGCAGUCGGCUCUGGACGCCGAGCUGAAGGCCAAGCAGAUGGUCCAGGAGGAGCUGCGCAAAGUCAAGGCUGCCAACAUCAACCUGGAGAGUAAGCUGAAGGAGUCUGAGGAGAAGAGGCGGGAGGUGGUGGAGCAGGUGGAGGGUCUGAAGAAGGAGGUGGAGGAGAGCCGCUCCCGCUCCGACAAAGGCCUGAAGCUCCCAGACUUCCAGGACUCCAUGUUCGAUUACUUCAACACGUCUCCUCUGGUUCCGGACCUCACCUUCAGGGCGUCACUUUGCUCCGCCUCCUCCCUGCUCGCCCUGUGGGAAGAAACGGGAGAUUUAGACCCCACCCCCGAGAAGUCGCUCACCACGCCGCCUUCCCGAUCCUCCGCCUCUGAGACUGAGGACGGAAAAACGCCGCUGGUUCCCGACAGUCCCUCCCCCACCUUACAGAGCUCAGCGCUGGCUACGCCCAAGCCCAAAGCUCACCAGCUGAGCAUCAGGACGUUCUCCAGCCCCACCCUCUGCUCCCACUGCACCUCCCUGAUGGUGGGCCUCAGUCGCCAGGGAUACGCCUGCGAAGUCUGCUCCUUCAUCUGCCAUGUGGCCUGUAAGGACCACGCCCCCCUGCUGUGCCCCAUCCCAGCCGAUCAGGCCAAGAGGCCGCAGGGCAUCGACGUCCAGAGGGGCAUCGGCACCGCCUACAAGGGCUACGUCCGGGUCCCGAAGCCCAGCGGCGUGAAGAAGGGCUGGCAGCGAGCGUUCGCCGUGGUGUCGGACUGCAAACUGUUUCUCUACGACAUUCCAGAGGGGAAGUCCACCCAGCCGGGCGUGGUGGCCGGUCUGGUCCUGGACCUCAGAGAUGAAGAUCUGUCCGUCAGCUCUGUGUUGGCGUCGGACGUAAUCCACGCUACCAGGAAGGACGUCCCCUGCAUCUUCAGGGUGACGUCGUCGCAGCUGAGCUCGCAGUUCUCCUCGGUGUCGCUGCUGGUGCUGGCGGAGAGCGAGGAGGAGAAGAAGAAGUGGGUCCGGGUUCUGGAGAGCCUGCAGAACAUCCUGACCAAGAACCAGCUGAAGAGCCAGCAGGUCCACAUCCUGCAUGAGGCGUACGACGCCUCGCUGCCCCUCAUCAAGACGGCCCUGUGCGCCGCCGUGCUGGAUCGGGAGAGGAUCGCCCUGGGAACAGAAGACGGCUUGUUCAUCGUCGAGGUGACCAGAGACGUCAUCGUCCGGGCCGCUGACAGUAAGAAGGUUUACCAGAUCGAACUGAUUCCCAAGGAGAAGAUGGUGGCUCUGCUGUGCGGCCGGAACCGGCAGGUCCACUUGUACCCGUCGGGGGUUCUGGACGGGGCGGAGUCGACCUUCGACACCAAGCUGGCAGAGACCAAGAACUGCCAGGUUCUGACCACCGGGCUGCUGCGACCCGGAGGCCCCGCCUGCCUGCUGGCCGCCGCCAAGCGCCAGGUCCAGUGCUACGAGAUCAGCCGGGCGAAGCCGUACCACAAGAAGCUGUGGGAGGUGCAGGCGCCGGGGACGGUGCAGUGGCUGGGCAUGCUGCGGGACCGGCUGUGCGUCGGAUACUCGUCCGGCUUCGCGCUGCUGGCGCUGCAGGGCGAGUCGUCGCCCAUCAGCCUGGUGAACCCGGCCGACCCGUCCCUGGCCUUCCUGGCCCAGCAGCCCAUGGACGCGCUGCACGCCCUGGAGGUCGGCGCCGGCGAGGUUCUGCUCUGCUUCAGCCAGCUGGGCGUCUACGUGGACGGGCAGGGCCGGCGCUCCCGGACCCAGGAGCUGAUGUGGCCGGCGGCGCCGCUGGCCUGCUGUUCGAACUCGUCCCACCUGACAGUUUACAGCGAGUACGGAGUGGACGUGUUCGACAUCCACACCACCGAAUGGGUCCAGACCAUCUCCCUGCGCAAGUUCCGCCCCCUGAAUGCUGAAGGAACGCUGAACCUGCUGAGCUCAGAGCCGCCUCGCCUGGUUUACUUCAGCAACGCCUCUUCAGAGGGAGACCUCACCAUCCCGGAGACGUCGGACCACAGCAGGAAGCUGAUGGUUCGGACUCGCAGCAAGAGGAAGUUCCUGUUUAAGGUUCCAGAAGAGGAGCGGCUCCAGCAGAGGAGGGAGAUGCUGCGGGACCCAGAGCUCCGGUCCAAGAUGAUUUCCAACCCGACCAACUUCAACCACGUGGCCCACAUGGGACCAGGAGACGGCAUGCAGGUCCUGAUGGACCUCCCCCUGAGCGUGAUGCCGUCCGGCCAGGACGACCCAAUCAGAGACAAGCCCCGCCCACUGUCCAGCAUCUCCCGGCAACACAGGAGCAAGUCGCACAUCACGCGCACGGCGUCAGAUUUCAGCUCAGGAGCUUCGACACGCGGCGCCUGUGAGCCGGACCUGGACCUGGACCGAGAGCCGGACUCCGACUCCACCAAACACUCGACCCCCUCUAACAGCUCCAACCCCAGCAGCCCCCCCAGCCCCAACUCCCCCCACCGCAGCCAGCUCACCCUGGACGGCCUGGAAUUGGAGCCCUAAGCCCCGCCCCUUGCACACGUUAGGCCCCGCCCACCUCCAGGUCUGUUGGGGGUGGGGCUUGUCGAACAGACUGAAGACUGGGAGUUUAGCUUUUACUUUGAGGAUUUUAUCAUGACAGAGUGAGUCUGAGGUUACUGCUGCUUUUACCUGCUGGGAAGCCCCGCCCCUUUCCCCAGUUUUACCUGGAUGUACUUUACCUGCUGGGAAGCCCCGCCCCUUUCCCCAGUUUUACCUGGAUGGAUUUUACCUGCUGGGAUGCCCCGGCCCC
Messenger RNA from Poecilia latipinna (sailfin molly), 5974 nucleotides. It is a transcript of the gene cdc42bpb, whose product is annotated as CDC42 binding protein kinase beta (DMPK-like). The record is from RefSeq and is a predicted model, not a curated record. Gene Ontology annotation, molecular function: protein serine/threonine kinase activity; ATP binding. NCBI's taxonomy places the organism in Eukaryota, Metazoa, Chordata, Actinopteri, Cyprinodontiformes, Poeciliidae. Gene Ontology annotation, biological process: actomyosin structure organization; peptidyl-threonine phosphorylation. The coding region runs from base 604 to 5706 and encodes 1700 amino acids. Gene Ontology annotation, cellular component: cytoplasm; cytoskeleton. The transcript has 37 exons.